Pocillopora verrucosa is the source of this 378-nucleotide messenger RNA. Lineage: Eukaryota; Metazoa; Cnidaria; Anthozoa; Scleractinia; Pocilloporidae. The record is from RefSeq and is a predicted model, not a curated record.
AUGACCGGCCGAGGGAAAGGAAAAGCGUCGGGCACCAAGGCAAAGAGCAGGUCGAGCCGAGCAGGUCUUCAGUUUCCAGUCGGCCGCAUCCACCGACUCCUUCGCAAAGGAAACUAUGCAGAGCGUGUCGGGGCGGGUGCUCCCGUGUACUUGGCCGCUGUGCUCGAGUAUCUAAGUGCUGAAAUUCUAGAGUUGGCCGGAAACGCCGCUCGUGACAACAAGAAGACCAGAAUCAUUCCCAGACACCUGCAGUUGGCCGUCCGAAACGACGAGGAAUUGAACAAACUUCUAGCUGGUGUAACGAUCGCCCAGGGCGGUGUUCUUCCCAACAUACAGGCCGUGCUGCUACCCAAGAAGGCCGAGAAGAAGCACCAUUGA